AUGACCUCCCUCGACCAGCGUGGGACUGCUCGGCGCCGUACCCUCAAGCAGCAACAACCACAGCAACAACCACAGCAGCUCCCCUCUCCUCCUCUUGCCUUUCGCAGGGCGCAGCUUCCCUCGGACCGCGACUACUUCUUCGAGCCCGAACACUCCCGCAUUCCUUCUCCCGCAUCCUCCAAAUAUGGUGUACGGCCGCGCUCCAGUUUCAGCAAAACCAGGACACUGAAAGACGCGUUCGAGGCAACGUCGCGAGCAACAGCCAUGGAUAGCAACGAAGGACACAGCCAGCCUAUUUCGAUUGGUGGUCGCACGCCAAGCCCAAGCAGCAGGCGACAACGCGAUCACUCGUUACCUUCUCUGGCUGAAGCCCACAGCCCCCCUCCCGCCGACUUGUUGGAAACCUAUCAGAGAAUCAACGACGCGGAUGACUUGGCAGAUCUGGUGUCAGAAGAUGAUCUCGGUGGUUACUCUCGAAGAAGCUCCAAGGAACGGCGAAAAAGGGAGUCUUCUGGUUCUCGAGAUCGCCAGAAAACUCAAUUUGAGAACGGCGACAACGACCUAACGCCCAGUUUUAGCUACCUCAACGAUAUUACAAGCGAUUCUCAGCGCGGGAACUUGUCUACCUAUAAGCGUGACGAGGAGCGCUUAAGACAGGCGACUGCCAGUCAAGUGCCGAUUUUCAGCCGGGCCAGUGUCGGAACGAGAGCAGACGACCUGCAGAGGCGCGAAGCGGAACCUGUUGAAGAGAAAGUUUAUGAGACUGACGACGGCCCGCAGCCUGCAUUGAACGUACCUAAAAGUUGGGGAAAUAAGUCGAAAAACCAUCGACAAUGGUUGAGCUCGAUAGCGAGGCAAAAUGGAACUUUGUCUCGUGACAAGACUCCUCGCCGAGGUGACGGUUUUGAAAAAAGGACAGAAACAACCAUAAGAGACGCUUCCAGGUCACGUAGCCCUCUUUAUAGGCUGAAUACGAAGGAGAGUGUCCCAGUUGGAGAUGCAAUUCCCAACACCCCGGUCGUUGUAUUCAAAGGGGGGUAUACAGAUCGACCACAAGCUAUGCGGAGUGAUUCUCGCGACUUGCUUCGCAGGCUAGCUCGCACAGAAAGCCCUCCACAGACUGACACUCCUGAGCCAAAAAAGCUAGAUGAUCAGCCUCUCCCAGACAAGACGCCUGUAGUGAUUGGCGCCUGGGUGGACACGCCUGUUACUGUCCGACCAGCCCAAACAAUUGAUGAGGACUUCACAAAAGAGCUUGAUUCUCCUAGCAAGCCCGGAUCCGAGAUAAAAAGAGACUCGACAAAAACACCUACGGAAAAAGACACAAAAUCAACCCACAAACCAGAGCACAAACCGGAGCACAAACCAGACGCAAACGUCGCAAAGCAACCAAGUCCAGAGCUUGUAAAACCCAAACUACCUAAAAGUGCCUUAGAGUCAGUCAUUGAGGAUGCAAAAUCAAACGGCAAUCCAUUACAUUUAGGAGACGACACGAUCAACUCUCUCCAGGGCCUUAUGGAUGGUUCCGAAGGUAAACCUUCACGGUUCGGAGACCUAGACGACCAUGAUAUCAAAGAAGAUUCCGAGGCAAUUGAAUUGGAAGAAAGCCAAAUGGACUCGGAGAAAUACUUGCAAUCCGUGGACCGUCUGAGUACCAAAAUACAGUCGAUCAUCCACAGCGUUCACGACGCUCAAGCCGGUCUCGAUGGACUUGCGGAUUCUAUUGCGCCUAAUAUUGGAAUCCACUCAAGUCAUAAAGAUGGCAAACCCUGUAAAGCAUGCGGAACCUCGCGACAUAAUCACGGUGGCGAGCGCGUCUACCUGGCCAUUCCUAUUCCUCGUCUCUGGUACAGAACUGCCGUCUCGCAGCGUCUUCGUCUGACUUAUAUCGGCUGGGCCUUGAUUUUCCUUGGCAUCUGGUACAUUUCUGAAUGCCUCAUGUGCGAUCAAUUCUGCCAUCCAACAGUUGCUGAGGUGUGCGAGGGGUAUUGCCUACAGCCUGAUGCACCACAGUUCCCCUUGACCCUCCCAACAAUGUUGUGGCGUUGGUCCCAUCUUGCAACGAUUCUCUCUCCGGUACUCACCGUUUCGACCGCUUUUAUACGCCUUGUUGCUCAGAUCCUAGGAUUGUGGGAUGGAUAUGUCGAUGACAGCAGCCCCCUAUCGGAGACAAAUUUAUCUCUAGGCGAAAUUGCCAUCGGAAACAGCUACAGGAUAAGCGGUAUAUCGGGGUUAUGGUCUCGAUCGGAGAAGGACUCGCCGGUGUUGACAUCAUCUGCGGCCCCAUCUAUUUCACUACCCACCCCAUUGCAACAAGUUGCUGACGGUUAUCAAAUUUAUGGACGUGCAAGUGAAGGACAGAGUGCUGAUAGCAUAGAUGAUGAUGAGACGUUGUGA
This is a messenger RNA of Talaromyces rugulosus, 2397 nucleotides long. RefSeq lists its product as uncharacterized. The coding region runs from base 1 to 2397 and encodes 798 amino acids. The transcript has a single exon. Lineage: Eukaryota; Fungi; Ascomycota; Eurotiomycetes; Eurotiales; Trichocomaceae. The record is from RefSeq and is a predicted model, not a curated record.